CUCUCCCUCAGUCGUUCGCGCGCGUCGUUUGUGAUAACUCGUCUGCGCGUUAUCCGCUGUUUGCCGCGUAUUAUGUUUACAAUAGUGUUGUUAUUGUUUUGGUUAUUAUAAAAAAUACAUAAUUUGAGUGCUUUGUGUUGUGUUACGAAGUGCAAUACAGAAUUGAAACAGUUUAAUAUUAAAUUGUGGAUCACAAGGAGCAGACAAGUACGGCAAGCACCGAGCUCAGCUCGGGUCAUGUGGUCAGCAGGCCAGGGGCGCGGCACGGCGUGAUGAGGCGCGCGUGCGACAACUUUGCCUGGCCGGUGGUGGCGUGCGCGCUGCUUAUGGCAUGCGCGCGCGCCGAUGCCGCAGGCGACAACAAACUACCCACGGGAAUAUGCUCGUCGAUGGAUAUACGGAACAAGCCGGAGAGCUUCGCGCAGCUGAAGGGCUGCCGAGUCAUCGAAGGCACGCUGAGUAUGGUGUUAAUGGAACGCGCCACGCCUAAGAUCUUCGAGAACAUGAGCUUUCCUGAACUGAGAGAGGUCACCGAUUAUAUAGUGAUGUAUAGGACGAAAGGUGUACAAAACUUGGGUGACCUUUUUCCCAACCUCACGGUGAUACGUGGAAUGCAACUCUUCAAGGAUUUCGCUCUCGUUAUAUUCGAUAAUGAGCACCUGGAAUCUGUGGGGCUUCGAUCUUUGGUGAAGAUUGAGAGGGGCGGAGUGCGGAUACAACAGAACGACAGGCUUUGUUAUGCCAACACUAUUGACUGGUCCCUGAUCACAUCGGAACAUGCUGUCAACAUCAUUAGGUUAAACUACGACACGCGACUGUGUGGGCUGUGCCCAUAUGCACAGAGUCGAGUGGACGGGGACCAUCGACAGUCGCAUGCGCAGUGCCCGACUGAUGCAACUGGUCGGCUGUUAUGUUGGGAUGAUAAACAUUGCCAGAAGGUUUGUCCAAAGAAAUGCGGUGACAGUGGGUGUCUAAGUAAUGGCACAUGUUGCCAUCCGUCCUGCCUAGGCGGUUGCACCGGGCCCACCUCCUGGGACUGCCACGCCUGCCGAAAUUUCUCCAUCGGGGAUGGUCCUGAAAGAAAAUGCGUUGAGAAAUGCCCCUCUGACCUUUAUGAGUUGUUCCACCGCUGCGUGUCGGAGUCUGCGUGCCGCGCCACGAAGCCGCCGACCAACGCGGAGGCCGAGCACCGCGGCGCCGCGCCGCACAUCCGCAAGUACAAGAUCUUCAACAACAGCUGCGUGUUCACCUGCCGCAGCGGGUACAUGGAGGUGGGCGAUGCUAACAACUUGACGUGCCAACAAUGUCCGGCGUCGGGCUGUGUGAAGGAGUGCGCGGGAGGCAAGAUCGACUCCGUGGCUGCGGCGGAGCAGUUCCAGGGCUGCACGCAUAUCAAGGGGAAACUAGAGAUCAAUAUCCGCGCCUCUGGUGGUAAUACUUUAGCAGUAUUAGAAAACUCAUUGGGCGACAUUCGAGAAAUAACUGGUACGUUACAAGUGGUGCGCGCGUUUCCACUAGUGUCGUUGAUGUUCCUCAAGAAACUGAAGAAAAUCACGGGAUACUGGGAACCAGGCACUAAAAAUCGUGGUCAAGUGAUACAUAUAUUCAACAACCCGAACCUUGAGUUGCUGUGGGACUGGCCGACCCAUGGCCCCAUCGACAUCGUGGGAGGCAGUCUCUACAUACAUCUGAACCCAAAGCUGUGCUACAGCAAUAUACUGCCGCUAAAGAACAUGACCAGGGACCCGCGCUCUAAUUUCACUGAAAUAGAAGUAUCGGAAUAUAACAACGGAGACCAGGGUUCCUGUUGGCCGGACAAGCUGCACGUGAAAGCGAGUCAGUUGUAUGACAAGGCAGUAGUGCUGUCAUGGAACAUGUACUGUCCUGAAGACAUGCGCAAGUUGCUCGGGUACUCCAUCUACUACAUCGCGACAGAUCUCAAUGUUACCCUCUAUGAACAGAGGGAUGUCUGCUCAGAUCGAUGGAAUGUUCUCGAUAUAACAGCAGACGAAGCGCGUAACUAUACCAGGGAUGCUCCUGCUGGCAAUCAAAAUUCAAACUAUCUGACGAGUCCGUGUCACGACAGGCAGCCCUUGUUCUGUCCAGUCUCCCAUCUGACUCCGUUUACAAGAUACGCAGCUUACGUUAAGACAUACACUACGACGCAGGAGAAGAAGGGCGCACAGAGUUCCAUUAUAUAUUUCGUCACUUUACCAGAACGGCCGAGUCCCCCGGUGGCGCUGUCGGUGGAGAUGGUGUCUCCGCACUCCGUGUUCAUCAGCUGGUCGCCGCCCACCAUGCCCAACGGCACCAUCAUACUCUACCACGUCGAGGUGCAAGCCAACAGCUACAACAAACCCAAGAUAUUGGCUGGAAACACUAAUUAUUGUUCCAAUCCGAGUCUACUGACAAACAUGAUCACAGCACAAUCGGAGGAACCUGCGGAAACACAGGAGACAAAGACUACCGGUGACGUCACGAAUGGCUCGUGUGCUUGCAAAGAGGAGGAUAAACCUAUCACUCGGUUCAAUUCCCGCGUAGAGGAAGAUCGCAGGGAGACUAUCGCGUUUGAGAAUCAACUGCAGAACACUGUCUACAUAAAGAAUGAUAAUAGACCGAAAGCGAAGAGAGUGAAGCGAUCCGUCGACCAUACCCUGAACAGUAUGCUUGUGAAGCUGACAAAAAACUUUGAGCCCCAGGUUGGACUGAACUACACGAACAGCACGGACGAGGAAGGCUACGUGAAGUCGUUAUACUUCGAGCUGGGCGGCAAGGUGCAGACGUUGAAGGUGACGAACAUGCGCCACUUCACGUGGUACACCGUCAGUAUCUGGGCCUGUCGCUCCAGGCACGAGAACGAGUCCGUCGCCGACUACAACGACAAGUGGUGCUCCAACCGAUCCUACAACACCUUCCGCACUCCAGAACGAGUGAACGCGGAUAUAGUGGAUAAUUUGCAAGCAGAGGUGGUCGUAUCGAACAAAACAUUGGGUGAAGUGAACGUCACGUGGAAACCGCCGAAAAAUCCCAACGGAUUUGUCGUAGCGUACUCCGUGUAUUACGCCCGUGUCGACGAUAGUUUAUCAUCGGCGCCGUCGGGGCUGCAGGGCUGCGUGACGGCGGACGAGUACGAGAGGAACGGGCACAGCUACACGCUGCGCAGCCUGGCGCCCGGCAACUACACCAUCGAGGUCACGCCCAUCACCGUCGCCGGCGCGGGGAACGUCUCCGCCGUGCACCCGCCCAUCUUCAUACCGGAGAGGACGGCGGAGAAUGCGUACGACUGGAUCUGGGGCGUGGUGGGCGGGUGCGUGAUGAUGGGCGUGUUGCUGGGCGGCGGCGUGUGGUACGCGCGGCGCGGCCUGCUGCCGUCGGCCGAGGCCAACAAGCUGUUCGCCAGCGUCAACCCGGAGUACGUGUCCACCAUGUACGUGCCCGACGAGUGGGAGGUGCCGCGCGCCUCCGUCGAGUUCAUACGGGAGCUGGGCCAGGGCUCCUUCGGAAUGGUUUACGAAGGUCUUGCCAAAGGUAUAGAAAAAGGAAAAGCGGAGACACGGUGUGCCGUUAAAACUGUCAAUGAGCAUGCCACGGAUAGGGAACGUCAAGAAUUCUUAAACGAGGCGUCGGUGAUGAAGGCCUUCGACACGUUCCACGUGGUGCGCCUGCUGGGCGUGGUCUCCCGCGGCCAGCCCACGCUCGUCAUCAUGGAGCUCAUGGAGUUCGGGGACCUCAAGACCUACCUGCGCUCACACCGACCCGAUGCAGAUUCAUCGCUCCCGCGCAAGGGUGGCAGUAAUCCUCCUACAUUGGAGAAUAUACUGCAGAUGGCUAUAGAAAUAGCCGAUGGUAUGGCUUACCUAUCGGCCAAAAAAUUCGUGCAUCGCGAUCUCGCGGCGCGCAACUGUAUGGUCGCCGGAGACCUCACCGUGAAGGUCGGGGACUUCGGUAUGACCAGAGACAUCUACGAGACUGAUUAUUAUAGGAAAGGCACCAAAGGCCUAUUGCCGGUGCGCUGGAUGAGUCCAGAGAGCCUCAAAGAUGGAGUGUUCUCGAGUAGUAGUGACGUGUGGAGUUACGGCGUCGUCUUAUGGGAGAUGGCGACGCUAGCCAUGCAGCCGUACCAGGGCCUGUCCAACGAGCAGGUGCUGCGCUACGUGGUGGAGGGCGGCGUCAUGGAGCGGCCCGAGCACUGCCCGGACCGCCUGUACGAGCUGAUGCGCGCGUGCUGGGCGCACCGCGCGCCGGCCCGCCCGUCCUUCCUGCAGCUCGUGGCCGACCUGGCGCCGUCCGCGCACGCGCACUUCCGCCAGCGGAGCUUCUUCCACACGCCGCAGGGACAGGAGAUGUACUCGCUGCAGCGCACCACCAUGGAGGACGAGGCGGAGCUGGCCGAGGUGAACGUGGGCGCCGUGGCCACGGGGUCGGGCUCCAACCUGUUCGGCGUGUCGGGGCGCCUGGCGUCGUGGGUGCGCGAGCUGUCGUCGCUGCGCUCGCGCGCCUCCGAGGACGCGGCCGCCGAGCCGCUGCAGCCGCUGCGCGCCGACCCCAAGGGGAACGGCGGCCCGCUGCCGCCCUGCUAGCCCCGCUUGCCGCGCUAGUCCCACUAGUCUCGCUAGCCGCGCUGGCCCCGCUAGCCGCGCUAGCCCCGCUAGCCGCGCUGGCCCCGCUAGCCGCGCUGGCCCCGCUAGCCGCGCUAGCCCCGCUAGCCGCGCUAGCCCCGCCGGACUGCGCUAGCCCCGCUAGCAGCGUGGCCCCGCCGGACUGUGCUACGUGGCGGGGCACGCCCGCAUUUAUUACGAUAUCGUGCGCCCGACGGACGGACGCUCGAGUUUUGUUGUUUUUCAAGAGCGCGACGCGAGAGGGCGAUGCGUUUGUUUUCGUGUGACGAUUCGUUUUCAUAUCAGGAAAGUAAUAUUUUUGCUGAGACGAUAUUAAGUGAGUCGAUAUGUCUCGACGUGAAUCCUAUAUAGUUUACCUCGACGUUAUUAUAUAGUUAUAGAUCAAUGUCACUUUUGACAUAGCCUAUUAAUGUUAAGUUUACCGUUUAAGAUGUAAAGCGUGUAUAGUUUUAUGUAGGCGAGAUCGUGUACAAAUUAUUUUUAUUAUUAUUAAUUUCUUGACGUAUAGUUCGGUACCUUGCUACUGUUUCAAAGUGAAUAAGUAACAGGUGUCAAAUUCGUUGAAGUUGUUAUGUUGUUGUGUCAAGUACUUUUAUUACAAAGUACUUGCGAAAUGAAUUUGUCACUUGUCCUAAUCAAUACAAGUUGCAUCUGCUUAUAAUACUCAACUGUUGGAUUUGCCGCUUUAGAUAUCAGCUAUUUUUCUACUUGUAUAAAGUAUAAUUUGAAAUAUUGAAUUAAAAUAAAAUUAACCACCAAAGAUUUGGAAAGUAAACGUCUAAAUUUACAAGUCUUUUAUGCUGUUACUUAUUGUAGCUGUGUUAUCAAUGUUUGCAAAGAUAAUUAUAUAAUUGUAUUAGAGUAAUUAUACAGGGUCGUUUCAAAUUAGUUGUAACUGGUUUUAGUAGGAACGUGAAGCAACACCCACAGUUUAGUCAUAAUGCGUAAGUUAACGAGAAAAGACGAAAAACGUGUUACUUAGUGUUGCCGGCCAUACGUAUCGAUAUAUGUGUAACAUGCAGACUGCACGAGGGCUCGCAGCUCGUGCACUUUGCACACCGAGUACUUACUAGUGCCAGUUAAGUGACAACGUUGAAUUUAAAUGACUAUAUACCGCAACAUUUGUUUAACAACAUGUUAUUGUGUACGUGAAUAUAAAUGUAGGUCGUAAUCAUGUUACAGUUAUUCUCAAAUACAAGUUACGCCGAUAACAAUGUGUUCCCCAUCGACGACUUAAAUGCAAUAGACAAUACCUGCCACUAUUGUUAAAUAGUUAUAUUACUAGACUGCAUACUAUUAUUGUUUAACUACGAGUAAAUGUUAUGUAACCAAAGUAUGAGUGCAACUGACAGAGUGCCUAUAUUUACAGUGGUUCAUCGCUUGUAUUUAAUGGGUUGCAGGACUUUGAUACUAUCUCAAAACUAAACAUGAUCGAGACGAUUAUAAGUGAUCUUACUAGUAAGUAAGCACCGAUAAUGUACAUCCUUAUCAGUAUAAAAGUUGUUUUUUUAAGAACUCAACCAUUUCAAUAUUACGUUGUCUGUCAUCUUCUGAACUAUCCAGUUCCAUACUCAUUUCUUCUCAAUUGAUUUCGUCACAAGUUUUUAAAUAAUGGUUAUGUAUUUCGAUGACAAAUACGUUACUACGUUAUUUGGGUAAAAAACUAGAAUAUAUUAAUGUACAUUUCAAAGUUAUUCUGAUAGCUAAUUCUGCCAUAGAAGAAAUUUAUAACAAAAAUACGCCUAAUAUAAUUAAAAAAAAUAUAUAACAUAUUAGGCAUAAUAUUAUAUAUUUGUUAUUUAUUUGAUGAGUUUUUAUAAAUAACUGAAAUUCUCUGCGCGUCUCUCAGUAAUUCUUUAGAACAAGUGAUGAUCUACUGUAGGAAACAAAUAGGUGGAGUGUGGCAUAAUAAACACAAGCGUUGCGUGGGCCAAGGUAUGGAGCAGGAUACGGAGCCCACAAUAAAAACUGAUGCUCAUUAUGAAUUUGAUCCAAGUACAUAAGUACAUGUAUACUUUCUAUAUUAUCUUAUAUGCCGGUCAUGUGUGCUAGCCUUUAUAACAUGCAGAGCCAAUCAGUGAACCAUCUCCAUAUAUUGUUACAAUGUAUUCUAGUAUCUCAUCAUAGAUAAUAACUUAAUAAGUUACUGAAAUAGCAUAUUUAUAAAAUGCGAAUAUAUUUAUGUCUAUAAGGUUGAUAAGUAAAGAAAUGUUUAAAUGAGAACAUGCUUAAAGUCCAACUUUUAUUGUGUUCAUAUAUUGUUCCAUUUGUAUAGUUACAGUUUUGUACUUUAGUCCACUGCAAUAUAUCUGUAGUAACACAACGUAAUAGCUAGGUAUAUUAUAACUAUGUAGUUCCUUUUUAUUAUUUUUGUUCACGUUUAUUGUGCAGUGAUUUUUGGCAGCAAGUUUGUAGAUAUUAUUGACUUUUUUAAUUUAAUUAAUGACAUGCCUAGAAAUAGAUAAGGUCGUGGGGUGAAUUUAUGAUGGUUUGAAUAUGAAUUUACAAUUACAUUUGAUUUACAUUUAAUUUUGUAUGUUAUACAACUACAUUGAUAGCAAGUUUCUAGUUAAAUGUAACUAGGAAAAUGUUAGCUACAUAAUUGUAAUUAACUGUAAUAAAAUAUAAUUAUAUUAAUAUACAAUCAACCAAAGGUAAACUCCAAUAAUGUACACCAGCAGUGGACGCCAGACCCCAGCAGUGAGUGCGGCCGGGGUCCGAGGUCCGCUCUAGUAAAUAACAACUGUUACGAUAAUGUGGUUUAAGGGUUUAAACGAGUGCCUUCAGACAUCCAGCCUUUAUUGCAUGCAGGUUUGUUGAUUGUGUGAGGUGGACACAUACUGCAUGCAUUCAUUACUCUCUAUUUCUUUUAUAUACACGUGUUCGUUUGACAAGUAACGCUAGAAUGUCGAGUAUACAAUUGUUUUCAUUUUAACACAAUCAAGAAACUGUGCCACGGAAAUCAAUUCAGCUCGGUUGGCUAUGUAUAUGGGCGAUGUGUUACGAAUGGCUUACCGAUAGUAUUUUAUCUAAGUCGUUGACCACCUUUAUUUGUGAAUUUAGUAAUAAAUCAGGUAAAAAGUAAUGUAAGUAAUACGUCGGUUGAGAGGGGAAAGGAAUGUGACCAGGGCAGACUGGGACUAGUACGUGAUCGUACACGUUUGUGUUGUUGGGGGCACAAGGCACGUUGCAACACUGAUUCAACCAUUUUAGUAGAAUUGAAACAAUCUUCGUUAAAACCCAAAUAUUAUUUUAUGUGUAAAAUUUGCAUAGUGCCUUUUGCUCAAUUAUGAGGAAUGUCGUAGGUAGGUAUCGUUAAGUGUAACCUAAAUAUAUUAGAACUAUAACUUAGUUCCAUUUUACUAUCGCGAAUAUGCCAGUGCAGUGAAAUAAAAGAAAGCCCCACCAAACCAGUAGCACUGCACCGGCGUAUUGGCGAACAGUACGUUCAUACGUUGCCGAGUGACCGCGACCGCGGCGAGGUCUCGCACAACGUUGCCUCACACAGCGUUCCCUGCGGCCUGUGCCUACUGUCGACCUUUGUUACUUACGCUCUUGUUUUUAUCAGUAUUUGUUUCAUUGUGAUUAUCACUACAAGGCAGUUACAUUACCUCAUUUUUAGUGAUUAUAUUAUGCAUAAAUUAUUGACUGAUAAAGUAAUUUCCAAAUGAUUUAUUUCCUUGUGUGAAUUGUGUAUGUUUUGUAUAAGUGUCGGGGUAGCGUUGUGCUAUAUGCUCAAUUUAGAUACAAUUUCACCAAACGAUUGAGAUAGUGUACAAUUUUAUAUAAUUAAUUUAAUAAAACCGAGUACCUAUUAAUAAUUUUAAUAUUUAUAUUAAUAAAAAAGUUAUAAAAAAUAAGUAAAA
This is a messenger RNA of Spodoptera frugiperda (fall armyworm), 8485 nucleotides long. It is a transcript of the gene InR, whose product is annotated as insulin-like receptor. Lineage: Eukaryota; Metazoa; Arthropoda; Insecta; Lepidoptera; Noctuidae. The coding region runs from base 273 to 4580 and encodes 1435 amino acids. Gene Ontology annotation, biological process: protein phosphorylation; positive regulation of MAPK cascade; positive regulation of phosphatidylinositol 3-kinase/protein kinase B signal transduction. Gene Ontology annotation, cellular component: membrane; axon; insulin receptor complex. Gene Ontology annotation, molecular function: ATP binding; insulin receptor activity; insulin receptor substrate binding. The record is from RefSeq and is a predicted model, not a curated record. The transcript is spliced from 25 exons.